Peromyscus eremicus (cactus mouse) is the source of this 4514-nucleotide messenger RNA. RefSeq names its product STAG1 cohesin complex component (gene Stag1). Gene Ontology annotation, molecular function: chromatin binding. The transcript has 34 exons. The record is from RefSeq and is a predicted model, not a curated record. Lineage: Eukaryota; Metazoa; Chordata; Mammalia; Rodentia; Cricetidae. Gene Ontology annotation, cellular component: nucleus; cohesin complex; chromatin. Gene Ontology annotation, biological process: sister chromatid cohesion. The coding region runs from base 358 to 4134 and encodes 1258 amino acids.
CUCAACUCCCUCCCCUUUCCGGGCCGGCCCGUCCUGUCAGCGAGGCAGUGAGCCCCGCGGCCAGCAGAGGGCGGUCGGGACCCGAGUCUGCAGCGGCGCCAUUGGCGUGUGGAAAAUGCCACCAGAUGGCGGGUUAGGAUUGCAGCUCCGUUGAAGGCGCGGCCCCCGCUCCCGAACCCCCGGCGACCACCCCGUAACAACCCCCCCACAUCGGGAAUAACACACCGGAGACUUUUGGGGGGAAACUAGGUCGACGGCCGACAGCGCCCGGAUGGGCAGCUGAGGUGUGCCUUUGAGAUUGCAUAACAAGUUAGAAUUAUAUAGAAAUUUCUGUAUUGUGGAAUAACCUCUCCAGCAAUGAUAACUUCAGAGUUACCAGUGUUGCAGGAUUCAACUAAUGAAACUACUGCCCAUUCUGAUGCUGGCAGCGAACUUGAAGAAACAGAGGUCAAAGGAAAACGAAAAAGGGGUCGUCCUGGCCGGCCUCCAUCUACAAAUAAGAAACCUCGAAAAUCUCCAGGAGAAAAGAGCAGAAUUGAAGCUGGAGUUAGAGGGGCAGGUCGUGGAAGAGCUAACGGACACCCUCAACAGAAUGGUGAUGGGGACCCUGUCACAUUAUUUGAAGUGGUGAAACUGGGGAAAAGUGCAAUGCAGUCCGUGGUGGAUGACUGGAUUGAAUCAUAUAAACAAGACAGGGACAUCGCACUUCUGGAUUUAAUCAACUUUUUUAUCCAGUGUUCAGGAUGUCGAGGUACUGUCAGAAUAGAGAUGUUUCGAAAUAUGCAGAAUGCAGAAAUCAUCAGAAAAAUGACUGAAGAAUUUGAUGAGGACAGUGGUGACUACCCCCUUACCAUGCCUGGCCCUCAAUGGAAAAAAUUCCGUUCCAAUUUUUGUGAAUUUAUUGGAGUCCUGAUUCGGCAGUGUCAGUAUAGCAUAAUUUAUGAUGAAUAUAUGAUGGACACCGUAAUCUCCCUUUUGACUGGUUUAUCAGAUUCCCAGGUCAGAGCUUUUAGGCAUACAAGUACGCUUGCUGCCAUGAAGCUGAUGACUGCUCUGGUGAAUGUUGCCUUAAACCUCAGUAUUCAUCAGGAUAAUACACAGAGGCAAUAUGAAGCUGAGAGAAAUAAGAUGAUUGGGAAGAGAGCCAAUGAAAGGCUGGAGUUAUUACUUCAGAAACGCAAGGAGCUACAAGAAAACCAAGAUGAAAUUGAAAAUAUGAUGAACUCUAUUUUUAAGGGUAUAUUUGUUCAUAGAUACCGUGAUGCAAUUGCUGAAAUUCGAGCCAUCUGUAUUGAAGAAAUUGGAGUAUGGAUGAAAAUGUAUAGUGAUGCCUUCCUAAAUGACAGUUACCUGAAAUAUGUAGGAUGGACUCUUCAUGAUAGGCAAGGGGAAGUCAGACUGAAGUGUUUGAAAGCUCUACAAAGCCUGUAUACCAAUAGAGAAUUAUUCCCCAAAUUGGAGCUAUUUACAAAUCGAUUCAAGGAUCGCAUUGUAUCAAUGACUCUUGACAAAGAAUAUGAUGUUGCUGUGGAAGCAAUUCGAUUGGUUACUCUGAUACUUCAUGGAAGUGAAGAAGCUCUUUCCAAUGAAGACUGUGAAAAUGUUUACCAUUUGGUGUAUUCAGCACAUCGCCCUGUUGCUGUGGCAGCUGGAGAGUUCCUUCACAAAAAGCUGUUUAGCAGACAUGACCCACAAGCAGAGGAAGCAUUAGCAAAGAGGAGAGGAAGGAACAGUCCAAAUGGGAAUCUCAUCCGGAUGCUUGUUCUCUUCUUUCUUGAAAGUGAGUUACAUGAACAUGCAGCCUACUUGGUGGACAGUCUGUGGGAGAGCUCUCAAGAACUGUUGAAAGAUUGGGAAUGUAUGACAGAGUUGCUAUUAGAAGAACCUGUUCAAGGAGAGGAAGCAAUGUCAGACCGUCAAGAGAGUGCUCUUAUAGAGCUAAUGGUUUGUACAAUUCGCCAAGCAGCUGAGGCACAUCCUCCCGUGGGAAGGGGUACCGGCAAGAGAGUGCUAACAGCCAAAGAAAGGAAAACUCAAAUUGAUGAUAGAAACAAAUUAACGGAGCAUUUUAUCAUCACACUUCCUAUGUUACUAUCAAAGUAUUCUGCAGAUGCAGAGAAGGUAGCAAACUUGCUACAGAUUCCACAGUAUUUUGAUCUAGAAAUCUACAGCACGGGUAGGAUGGAAAAGCACCUGGACGCUUUAUUAAAACAGAUUAAGUUUGUUGUAGAAAAACAUGUAGAAUCAGAUGUUCUAGAAGCCUGCAGUAAAACCUACAGCAUUUUAUGCAGUGAAGAGUAUACGAUUCAGAACAGAGUUGAUAUUGCUCGGAGCCAGCUGAUUGAUGAAUUUGUAGAUCGAUUCAAUCAUUCUGUGGAAGAUCUGUUGCAAGAGGGUGAAGAAGCUGAUGAUGAUGAUAUCUACAAUGUUCUUUCCACCUUAAAGCGUUUAACUUCUUUCCACAAUGCUCAUGAUCUCACGAAAUGGGAUCUAUUUGGUAAUUGCUAUAGACUAUUGAAGACUGGAAUUGAACAUGGAGCUAUGCCAGAACAGAUAGUCGUACAGGCACUGCAGUGUUCCCAUUACUCGAUUCUGUGGCAGCUGGUGAAAAUUACUGACGGUUCUCCUUCCAAAGAGGAUUUGUUGGUUUUGAGGAAAACAGUGAAAUCUUUUUUGGCUGUUUGCCAACAGUGCCUAUCUAAUGUUAAUACUCCAGUUAAGGAACAGGCUUUCAUGCUGCUUUGUGAUCUCUUAAUGAUUUUUAGCCACCAGUUAAUGACAGGUGGCAGAGAGGGCCUUCAGCCUUUGGUGUUUAAUCCAGAUACUGGACUCCAGUCUGAACUCCUCAGUUUUGUGAUGGAUCACGUUUUCAUUGAUCAAGAUGAGGAAAACCAAAGCAUGGAGGGUGAUGAAGAAGAUGAAGCUAAUAAAAUUGAAGCCUUACAUAAAAGAAGGAAUCUACUUGCUGCCUUCAGCAAACUUAUCAUUUAUGAUAUUGUUGACAUGCAUGCAGCUGCAGACAUCUUUAAACACUACAUGAAGUAUUACAAUGACUAUGGUGAUAUCAUUAAGGAAACCCUGAGUAAGACCAGGCAGAUUGAUAAAAUUCAGUGUGCUAAGACCCUAAUUCUCAGUUUGCAGCAGUUAUUCAAUGAACUUGUUCAAGAACAAGGUCCUAAUCUGGAUAGGACUUCUGCCCACGUCAGUGGCAUUAAAGAACUGGCACGUCGGUUUGCCCUUACAUUUGGAUUGGACCAGAUCAAGACCCGAGAGGCAGUCGCCACCCUUCACAAGGAUGGAAUAGAGUUUGCCUUUAAAUACCAGAAUCAGAAAGGACAAGAAUAUCCACCUCCUAAUCUGGCUUUUCUUGAAGUACUAAGUGAAUUUUCUUCUAAACUUCUUCGACAGGACAAGAAGACUGUUCAUUCAUAUCUAGAGAAAUUCCUCACUGAGCAGAUGAUGGAAAGGAGGGAGGAUGUAUGGCUUCCACUCAUUUCCUAUAGAAAUUCAUUAGUCACUGGGGGUGAAGAUGAUAGAAUGUCUGUGAACAGUGGAAGUAGCAGCAGUAAAACUUCCUCAGUGAGGAGUAAGAAAGGAAGACCCCCACUGCACAGAAAACGAGUCGAAGAUGAAAGUCUGGAUAACACAUGGCUAAACAGGACUGACACUAUGAUUCAGACUCCUGGACCCCUGCCAACCCCACAGCUCACCUCCACUGUGCUUAGAGAGAACAGCCGCCCCAUGGGAGAACAGAUCCAGGAACCUGAGUCUGAACAUGGUUCUGAACCAGACUUUUUACACAAUCCCCAGAUGCAGAUCUCUUGGUUAGGCCAGCCGAAGUUAGAAGACUUGAAUCGGAAGGACAGAACAGGAAUGAACUACAUGAAAGUGAGAGCUGGAGUAAGGCACGCUGUUCGGGGUCUAAUGGAGGAAGACGCUGAGCCCAUCUUUGAAGAUGUGAUGAUGUCAUCACGGAGCCAGUUAGAAGACAUGAAUGAAGAAUUUGAAGACACCAUGGUUAUUGAUUUGCCCCCAUCAAGAAAUCGGCGAGAAAGAGCUGAGCUGAGGCCAGACUUCUUUGAUUCUGCAGCUAUCAUAGAAGAUGAUUCAGGAUUUGGAAUGCCUAUGUUCUGAAGUCUGAAGAAAAUUUACAAAUCUGGAACUCUAUUAUUUAGAGCUAGAGGCCUAUAUACUGUGAUAGCUUGUAUGGGGGAAGAAACACUUUUGAUGUGAUCUGAUUUGUUUUGUAAUCAAAUGAUUAAAGGUUGGUCCCCUUUGCAGUGACAGAGCAGCAUGUCAGUUACCCACGAAAAUGUUGGUAAUGUCACCUCAGAAAGACUGACCAAAAAAAUCAUUUGUACUCUAAUGUUGGACUUAUCUCAGUACAGAUGUGUGUGUGUUUUUCUGAAAGGAGGAAGAUAUUUUAAAUUUUUAAAACAGCUGUCAAAAUAAACACUGUUAUACACCUGUUUUAUGAAAAUUCAGCAUUGAGUAAAAAAAUAUUUUUAACUUUA